CCAUGUAAACGUUAACUAAGCCCCCCCCCCCCCCGUUUACUCUGUUGGUACAAAUUGUGAGUUAAUCGGGAUGGGCGGGUUCAAUUCCUACAUUCCGAUACAACUAAUAUAGCUACCCAUAAUUCCUUUGUGAUAAAGAGACGAUUAAUGGGAAUAGAAGACUUAUUAAUAUUAAAUGGUUUGAAGGAAUGGGAAACAUGACGACAAACGAGACUGAUGCCGAUUUUACUACUCUAUAUCAGUGUGUUGUUUGUGAUGAGAUUUUCGAGCAGUACACAGACCUAGAAAAUCACAAGACUAUUCAUGGUGAAGAAGAGAAAACACAACAAAAAGAUGGUGGUGAUAUUUUCCACCAGUGUCUGGUAUGUGAUGCGAUUUUUGAACAAUUCUGUGAUCUAGAAAACCACAACAGAAUUCAUGUACCAGUAAAUGUCGAGGAAGAGGAAAUGGUUGGUGAUGGAUUUUUUCAAUGUAAUUUGUGCGUUGAUAAAUUUAAUUUAAAAAAAUCUGACUUGGAGACGCAUAGUAACAUGCACAUGGAGAAAGAACGGUCGCGAGGCAGCACUUUACAUGAAUGUACAGUUUUUAAAAUGAGCAUGCAACCCUUCAGUGACAUCGCCUUACACAUAUGUGCCUGUAAUAAACGACUAGAAACAGACAACAAAGAAGAAAAUCUCUUUGAAUGUGAUGUUUGUAGUAAAUCAUUUAGUCGGACUGUUCGUUUAAAGGUACCCAAGAAACUCUAUGUCUAUAAAUGUACUGUUUGUAAGCCUAAUAUUGAAUUUGAAGAAUUCUGUCAUCUUGAGGCACAUCGCGAGAUACACGGAAUAUGUCUCCACAAUGGAACAUUUUACCAGUGUAAUGUGUGUGAUAACAAAUUUGAACUAUAUACUGACUUGGAGGAACAUUGUAAAAUACAUGUUCAAGGGGAGAAAGAUGAUGAUAUGGAUUUUAAAAAAGAGAAUGUUGAUGAAGGAGAAUCGGCACAUAUUGGGAGGUUGGAUGGGGAACAAAACAUCCAGCCAUAUUUCGAUUCCGAGGAACACUCAUACAGCAAUUCAAGCAAGUACAUUAGCGCCAUUGAUAUCAUGCAUAUUGGGAUGCUGGAACAUUCCUACUGUAAAAGAGAGGAUUGGCACCGAUGUAUAUUUUGUAAAGAAAAGUUUAAGCAAUAUGGUGAACUUCAAAAACAUUGGAAAGGCCGUAAAUGUACUGGUCCAGAAGAAGUCAUUCCAGGUGUUUCCCACAGGUGUAAAUUCUGUGCCUUGAGUUUUAAACUGAAGAUUGACUGCAAGAAACAUUUGAAAACACAUUCUUUCAGAAGUGUUAAUUUUAAAACACAUUCCUCGCAUGUAAAAAAACUUCCCACUAAUAUACAGUAUGUAAAAUGGCUUUGAAACAAUACUAGUAGAUGCACACUGUUGUACAGUGAAACAAUACUAGUAGAUGUACAGUGAAUGAAUAUGGGCAGAUGUACAGUGAAAGAAUAAGGGUAGAUGUACAAUGAAAGAAUAAGGGUAGAUGUACAGUGAAAGAAUAAGGGUACAGAUUUAAAUUUAACUAACAACUGGUCAGUGAAUCCAUCAAUGUAUGAUCCAGUUAUUAUUUUAAAUAUCUACAUGUACCGUUACUUGGAAUUCACACAGAGCGUGGAAGAAGCACGAUUCGCAAACCAUGCUGAAAUCAUCUACCUACGCCACAUGGCUUAUUUUCACAAAGGCAGCUUACUGAACCUGUUAUGAAUAGUCAGCAAGCGUGUUUUUUUUACCGAAUUAUCAAAAUUAAUGUUACUCGGAUUAUGAUCCACAUGGCUGAUUCUCACUGAGGUAUGACUGUUGUUGUAGCCGACAAGCAAAGUUGAUUGACUUUUUUUAUUAACAAGGAAUAAUUAACUCAUUGUAAUUUAGCGGAAAGUAGAUUGAUUUAUGAUACCAUAUGUGUCCGGUUGAUUGUUUUACCAAUUGGCUAGAUAAGACAUCAAUCAGCCACAUAGAAGACCAAACAGCUCUUUAUUCAGUGUUCUUAAUUCUUAGUUCUUAAUUCAUAGUCCUUAAUUCUUAUUUCUUCAUUUGUUGUCAUAUUUUGACAUUUGUACACUAAAAUUAUCAUUUGUAUCUUAAAAUCAAUAUCUGUUUUACAAAUCAGACAUUUGUCAUAUCAGAUUUGUAAAAUGUAUUUUUGUCUAAUUUAAUUUUAUUUUAAUAUAUUGCUAAAAUUAAUUUUAAGAUACAAAAUGUCGAAAUAAGACAACAAAUGAAGAAAUAAGGACUAUGAAUUAAGAAAUAAGGAUUAAGAACUAUGAAUAAAGAGCUGUUUGGUGUUCCAUGAAUUAGAAAGGCGGUCGAAAAUGAGCGUCAGUUUUAACAACUUCGUUUUGAUUAAUUAAUGCCAGAUCCGUAAGGAAUAAAACAACAAUUUUAUCUGAUUAUAUUGUUGAAAAUUAAAUUGAUAUUUGUGGAAUAACUGAAAGUGGCUAAAUAAUGACUGUUCGGACUCCUUGACAAUCACAGCUUUAGUACCUGAUGGAUAUUCUAUAAAACAUUGCGCUAGAGGUUCACGUGGAGGGGGUGUAGCACUUAUAUUUAAGUCAUCUAUUUUAAUAAUGUAAGAAAAUCCGUCAUGAACGCUUUGAUUCUUUUGAAAUUUUGGAUUGUUCUCUACAGUUUUCUUUCAAGGAAACUAGGAUUAUAACAAUUUACCACCCGCCCAAUAGCAAAUUGUGUCAAAAGUUUAUGGAAGAAUUUGGAUUAUUUCUGGACCAGUUAAUGAUGACCAAGUGUUGCACUAUUAUUUGGGGGGAUUUUAAUUUUCAUGUUGAUGACUCCAACGACUAACCGCGGUUGAUUUUUGUGAAAUGUUGAAUAAUAGAACUCUCACACAACAUGUUUCUUCUUCGACUGAUAAUGGUGGAUAUAUUCUCGAUAUGGUGUUAACUAAUCUAUGUGAUAUUAAACCGGAAAACCUCUUUGUCGCGACUAAUUAAUUCCUGAUCAUUUCCCAGCAAGUUUUAAUUUUAAGAUCCAGAAACCACAACCAACAGAGAAAGACUAUAACAUAUCCAAGGUUUAAAUCACUUGGCUUCAAGCAAAUACUGUUCAUGUAUAAUUCUAUUCAUACCUCUCAUAGUGUAAAUAUUUUCACAUUUAUCAAACAGCACAUCUAAUAUAUUUAUUAUCAUUAUGUAAAACAUUUGUUCCGGAUUUUAUGCAUGUUUGAUGUUGUUAAACAGGCAAAAUGUAAGAAAGGCCCCAGGCCUAAUUUUCUACCCUUUUGAAAUAAAGUGAUUAUUAUUAUUAUUA
Patella vulgata (common limpet) is the source of this 3299-nucleotide messenger RNA. Its product is annotated as zinc finger protein 678. Bases 189 to 1397 code for a protein of 402 amino acids. Gene Ontology annotation, biological process: regulation of transcription by RNA polymerase II. The transcript has 2 exons. The record is from RefSeq and is a predicted model, not a curated record. Gene Ontology annotation, molecular function: RNA polymerase II transcription regulatory region sequence-specific DNA binding; DNA-binding transcription factor activity, RNA polymerase II-specific. NCBI's taxonomy places the organism in Eukaryota, Metazoa, Mollusca, Gastropoda, Patellidae. Gene Ontology annotation, cellular component: nucleus.